AUGACCGGCGGCAGCGGCGGGCGAGGAGAACACGAGUCCGACCGAGACGCAUCGACGGCCUUGCCCGUCCCGGGACCCUGCGCCUCGACGCACCGCGCGCUCGCCGAGUGCCACCGCCGCGCCGCCCGCGGGCCGCUGCGGCCGGAGGUGCUGUGCCGGCACCUGAACCGCGCGCUGGCGGAGUGCGUCGUGACCGCGUGCUGCCCCGACGAGACCGACGCCGUCCGCACCCUCUGCGGCAGCGCCGGCACCGCGCUCAAGCGUGAGCAGUGCCAGCGGGCGCGCAUCGACCUCGCCCUCUGCCUCGAGGCGCAUCAAGAGCCCUAA
Miscanthus lutarioriparius is the source of this 327-nucleotide messenger RNA. NCBI's taxonomy places the organism in Eukaryota, Viridiplantae, Streptophyta, Magnoliopsida, Poales, Poaceae. The record is from the annotation of a GenBank genome assembly.